UAAUUACAACCUUGCUAUAAUCUCUCUUCCUGCUCCACUACAGCCCAGCCGCAGCCCCUCUCUUCGGUGAGCUUCUUUGAACCGCAUACGAACGGUGCCCACGACACCGUAUCGCCCAAGAGCACAGUGGCGGACUACACCCGACACGUUUGCUUGGCCAAUAGCUUGGAGCAACUGUGAGUGACGCCACCAACGUCUUCUGGCUUUUUUAGCACCGUUUUCUCUAGUUCAAGGAGUUUCGGAUUGAACGUAUUCGGACGCCAACCAGCAAAGUUUCAAGUCGUUUGGAUAAGUUUCUGCGGGGCAAUGGAACAUGGAUCCUUCACAGAUGAGACCAAAUCAACAUUUUCUGUGGCUGAUGAAGAUCAUACACUUGCAAAUACUCUCAGAUACACUUUGAACCAAGAUCCAAGAGUGACAUUCUGUGGAUACAGCAUCCCUCAUCCUUCAGAUAAUCGAGUUAAUAUUCGAGUUCAGACAACAGGUGAUCCUGCGAGAGAGGUUUUGAAAGAUGCUUGUCAGAACUUGAUGGUGGUGUGCCAACAUGUGAGGAACACAUUUGACAAAGCUGUGCUUGAUGUCAAACUCACCAACCCUGUGCGAGACAUUAAUAUCAAAUAGAAUGGGAACCUUUCUUUUUCUUUGUCUUGUAAUUUAUUUAUUUACUUUUCUGGUUCAAUACUUAUUGUAGUUUAUAGUUCGUUAAGAUGGGUUUGUUACUGGCUUUGGAAAAGAUUCAUUCCAUUGAAUUUUGCUUACUUUUACUGUUAUCUUAACUGAUGGCUGAUGCUCUCCCUCAGGCUUGACAGAAUUGCAAUCGAGAGUGUCUUUACCAA
Cucumis sativus (cucumber) is the source of this 836-nucleotide messenger RNA. RefSeq names its product DNA-directed RNA polymerases I and III subunit RPAC2. Gene Ontology annotation, cellular component: RNA polymerase III complex; RNA polymerase I complex. Bases 307 to 621 code for a protein of 104 amino acids. The transcript has 5 exons. The record is from RefSeq and is a predicted model, not a curated record. Gene Ontology annotation, molecular function: DNA-directed RNA polymerase activity; protein dimerization activity; DNA binding. NCBI's taxonomy places the organism in Eukaryota, Viridiplantae, Streptophyta, Magnoliopsida, Cucurbitales, Cucurbitaceae. Gene Ontology annotation, biological process: DNA-templated transcription.